GUGAUGGCGACGGGCAUGUUAGAGGAUGAGGGGAAUGUUCAAAGGACGAGGAUGGAGGAGAAUGUGACGGGAAGGUAAUGGAUGAGAAACUGGAAGACAUCGACUUAACGACAACUGCUUAAGUACCUCGAUAUUCAGUAGGCUGUUCAAGGUAUGAAGGAGUUGUGGCGAAUAAAUGACUCAGCCUCCUAGGGACGAGUCAAAAAUCCCCUUGAUGGGACGGAGGUCGAAGCCAUCCGCCUGGCGCGAGAUCCACGCAUACACUCGAUGUGACCGAAUCCUGUUCCUAGUGAAACAUACGCUUCGUUGUCGUGACAAACCAGGGAACGCAGCCACCGACGCUGGAUCCAAUCCAAACUGAACCGCAUACGGGCCGCAGCUAUGCUGAUGAGAAUGGUUUACGCGAGCCGU
Stereum hirsutum FP-91666 SS1 is the source of this 411-nucleotide messenger RNA. RefSeq lists its product as uncharacterized. The transcript has a single exon. The record is from RefSeq and is a predicted model, not a curated record. Lineage: Eukaryota; Fungi; Basidiomycota; Agaricomycetes; Russulales; Stereaceae. Bases 176 to 361 code for a protein of 61 amino acids.